Camelina sativa (false flax) is the source of this 1298-nucleotide messenger RNA. RefSeq names its product E3 ubiquitin-protein ligase CHIP. Gene Ontology annotation, molecular function: ubiquitin protein ligase activity; protein-folding chaperone binding. The record is from RefSeq and is a predicted model, not a curated record. NCBI's taxonomy places the organism in Eukaryota, Viridiplantae, Streptophyta, Magnoliopsida, Brassicales, Brassicaceae. Gene Ontology annotation, biological process: positive regulation of proteolysis; proteasome-mediated ubiquitin-dependent protein catabolic process; protein quality control for misfolded or incompletely synthesized proteins. Gene Ontology annotation, cellular component: cytoplasm.
AUCUUUGGGACUUUUGGGGCUUUUUCUUCUCUCUCAUAUGCUCGAGAAAUUUCGCGGCUUCUUCUUCUCUUCUGAAACACUCCGGGGAGAUUCUACGAAACCCGCCGCCGCAUAAGUCACAGAGGGAAGUUUUUAGGAGGAAAGGAGAAAUAUUUGCCGUCGCAGAUGGUUACAGGCGUGGGCUCCGCCAUGGCGGAACGGUUAAAGGAAGACGGAAACAAUUGCUUUAAGAAAGAACGUUUUGGUGCUGCCAUUGAUGCUUACACCGAGGCAAUAACUUUGUGUCCAAAUGUUCCUACUUUUUGGACAAAUCGAGCACUUUGCCACAUGAAGCGAAAGGAUUGGACUAAGGUUGAAGAGGAUUGUCGCAAGGCUAUUCAGCUUGUCCACAAUUCCGUCAAGGCCCACUACAUGCUAGGGCUUGCAUUAUUGCAGAAGAAGGAAUAUACCAGUGGAGUCAAAGAGUUGCAAAGGGCUUUAGAUCUUGGAAGAGGAGCGGAUCCAACAGGAUACAUGGUAGAAGAUAUAUGGGAAGAGCUUUCUAAAGCAAAAUACAUGGAGUGGGAACUGCUUUCUGCAAGGCGCUCGUGGGAAUUGAAUAGUUUGAAGGAAACUUGUGAGGCUGCUCUAAAUCAACAACGUGCUUUAGAUAUGUGUCGAACAGAAGAAGAAGAAGAGACAAAAGAGUCCUCUCAAGAAGCCUACAUUGCCCAUACUGAGCGUUUGAAAUCUCUUGAACGUGUGUUUGAGAAGGCUGCGGAAGAAGAUAAACCAUCUGAGGUGCCAGAUUAUUUGUGUUGCAACAUAACUCUUGAGAUAUUCCGAGAUCCUGUAAUAUCUCCAAGUGGGGUUACAUAUGAAAGAGCAGCGAUCCUUGAACAUCUCAUGAAGGUGGGGAAGUUUGAUCCUAUAACGCGUGAAAAACUUGAGCCGUCCAAGCUCGUUCCAAAUCUAGCUAUAAAAGAGGCAGUGGCUGCUUAUCUAGAAAAACACGUCUGGGCUUACAAGAUUGGUUGCUGAUCAAAUGAGGAUUCACAUGCACAAUGACUGAGAACGAGGCUAGCUACUUGAUGAAAGAAGAACAUAUCAGAUGUGUUUUAAUUUUAUUUUUCUUAGCUGAUGUUUUCAAGUGUAAGAUUCUCUGCCGUGUAUAUAUAUACAAUGUUUUUUGUGCACCCUGCACACAUUGGGCGUUAGGCUUAGCCUAUACACACAUUGAGGAAAGUCCAAACAAAAUUAUAAUGUAGUUCCUCUACAGUGUCAUUCUCCAGAUUUGUUGCUCCGUGUUAAAAGGAUAA